CUCACAUGCCUGAGUGCUAUUUCUCAUCUUGCUAAUUUUUCAAAUUGAUCGUCAAACGUUGAGUACACACGAAGGCGUGAUGGGCUGAUAGAUAUACUAGUACAAAGUGGAUAACUUCAGCGUCUACCAUUGGCUCAAACCUUAAGGGGGAACAGGUCGGUUAAUAAUAACGGAAGCGAGACGAGACUCUAAGGCUUUCUCUGCCCAGAAUCGCGUCCAAGUUAAUACUAUCUCAGCAGCACAAUGAACGCAAGUCAAACUAACUCGACACUAAGUCAGCUCUUAGCUGCUCGUCCUGACUGGCAGGUCUGGCUAGAGUCCGUACUUCUUUGCCUGAUCGACGCAGUGGCUCUAAUUGGGAAUAUAAUUGUGUGGUUGGCUGUCAUUCGAAAUCCAAACCUUCGCAAGUUAUCAACAAAUUUAUUUAUUCUAUCCUUGUCUUUCUCUGAUAUCCUCAUGGCCUGUACAUGUAUGCCUCUGUCUUUGGCAGUUCUUUUCCAAGGAAAGUGGUCACUAGGAUCGAUUGCCUGUCAAAUUCACGGAUUGUUCUAUUUCGUUCUCGCAUUUGUGUCUCUCGAGACGGUCGCGCUCGUUGCUGUCAAUCGAUAUAUCAGCGUUGCCAAGCCGAGAAUUUAUCGAUCGCUUUUCACCUACAAGAACUCGUUGACGAUGAUUAUAUCCAUAUGGAUUAUAUGUAUCUUCUACGUGUGCAUAUUUGCGGUGUUACAAGGUCCCGUGUUCUACUUCCACGCCGGCAAGCUUAUCUGCCAUAUCAGGCUUCACGAUAUGGCUUACAAGAACACCUGGAACAUUAUCACUGGGCUGUUAUUUGCAUUACUGCCAAUGGCAACUCUGUUUCUGUGCUACUUCAAGCUGUUUCGCGCGGUGCGACGGCAUAAUAAGAUGACCGUUCGUUCUCUUCGAAGACACUGUACCCUAAACUCGAGUAACCACGAGGAGAUCCGUAUAACUAAGGUUAUCCUGGCUAUCAUGGUAGGGUUUUGUUGUUGCUGGGUGCCCUCGUUUGCCAUCGCAUAUCUCCGGCUUAUAGAUGCCAAACUAGUUGAAACACGAACGCCACACCUCAUCUAUAUAUACUUGGUGUAUAGUUCAAGUAUGAUCAACCCGAUUAUUUAUGGUAUCUUAAACCGGACAUUUCGCACGGAAUUUAUUAAGAUACUCAGCUGUAAAAGAAGCGACGUCCCGCGUCAGACAAGCACAGAGGCGAUGGAAAUGAAAAAACUUCGCCUUUCUCGGGAAAGCAGUCACAAGAUGUCAUUACGGAGCAUAAAGAACUGAAAGACAAGUCUUGCCUGUAGAGAAUAUAUCAUAUUCUCAUCCAUUAUGUUGAUGAUCCUUAUAACUUCUUCCUUUCCUUACAGUUCCUUGUAAUAAUAUUCAAAAGAGAAAUGUUUAGGGUAAAUGAUUGAGAUAAGAAGAUCAUGUCUACACGUGUAUUAAUUAUUAAGAUUUGUUUCGAAGGAAAAGUUAUUCAACCCAUAAAAAUCAUCUUUUGACUUAAGCACCAUCGGACGUCGUCGUGAUACAGCGAGAAUGUGCGACGCCCUAUUAUUGCAGCGAAAUACAGAGAACAGAGGCCUCUGCUAUCUGGGUACCAUUUACUGUACCCCUCUUUUUUGUAUUUCAAAAUAUUAGUUAUCCAUACAGUCGUUCUAGGUAAGCUAUUAAACUUUCAAAAUACUCUCAACAUGACGAAAUUAAUAAAAAAGCCAUUUUAUGA
This is a messenger RNA of Nematostella vectensis (starlet sea anemone), 1741 nucleotides long. RefSeq names its product melatonin receptor type 1B-B. The transcript is spliced from 2 exons. Gene Ontology annotation, molecular function: G protein-coupled receptor activity. The coding region runs from base 244 to 1299 and encodes 351 amino acids. Gene Ontology annotation, cellular component: membrane. Lineage: Eukaryota; Metazoa; Cnidaria; Anthozoa; Actiniaria; Edwardsiidae. The record is from RefSeq and is a predicted model, not a curated record. Gene Ontology annotation, biological process: G protein-coupled receptor signaling pathway.